This is a messenger RNA of Hyaena hyaena (striped hyena), 2594 nucleotides long. It is a transcript of the gene NUDCD3, whose product is annotated as NudC domain containing 3. NCBI's taxonomy places the organism in Eukaryota, Metazoa, Chordata, Mammalia, Carnivora, Hyaenidae. The coding region runs from base 287 to 1354 and encodes 355 amino acids. Gene Ontology annotation, cellular component: cytoplasm. The transcript has 6 exons. The record is from RefSeq and is a predicted model, not a curated record. Gene Ontology annotation, biological process: protein folding.
GGCCGCCGGGCGCUCUCGGUCCCGCCGUCCCGGGCCUUCUCGCCCCUAGCAGCCACUUCGGGGCCCACGUCCGCCCCUCGGCGAGGCCGCCCGGGAGGCGGUGGCGGAGCCUGCGGCGGGGACGCUCCGCAGCCACCCAGGCCGGCCCGACCGCGGGGGGCCGAGCGAGGGCGGACCGGAAGUCGCGCCGGGCCGCGGAGCCGUUACCGCAGCGUGCCGGAAGUGGCCGUGGGCCGGCGUUCGGGCCGCGCCCGCAGUGAGCAGCGUCCCUCCGGCCGGCGACGCCAUGGAGCCCGGGGCAGCCGAGCUGUACGACCAGGCCCUGCUGGGCAUCCUCCAGCACGUAGGCAACGUCCAGGACUUCCUGCGCGUGCUCUUCGGCUUUCUCUACCGCAAGACCGACUUCUACCGCCUGCUGCGCCACCCGACCGACCGAAUGGGCUUCCCGCCCGGGGCGGCGCAGGCCCUGGUGCUGCAGGUGUUCACAGCCUUCGAGCACAUGGCGCGCCAGGAUGACGAGAAGAGAAGGAAGGAGCUGGAGGAGAAGGCCAGGAGGAAGGAGGCGGAGGAGGCAGCAGUGGCCACAGCCGAGCUGGAGCCAGUGCCGGCCGCGGGACAGGAGGUGGAAGUCGUCCCCAGCACGGACCCUGGGCCUCCGGGACUGCCGGGCCCCCAUGAGGCCGAGGCGGCAGCAGCCCCCAGCUCGGCAGAAGCGGAGGCGGUGGAAGCGUGUGCUGGUGCUGCAGAAGCCGUGAAGGAGCCCCCAGCUCUUCCUAAGAGGCAGGAGCAGUUCCAGAGAAACCCCGACAGCUACAACGGUGCCGUGCGUGAGAACUACACCUGGUCACAGGACUACACCGACCUGGAGCUCAAAGUGCCGGUGCCCAAGCACGUGGUGAAGGGGAGGCAGGUCUCGGUGGCCCUCAGCAGUAGCUCCAUUCGGGUGGCUGUGCUGGAGGAGGGUAGGGAGCGCGUCCUCAUGGAAGGGAAGUUCACCCACAAGGUCAACACCGAGAGCUCCCUCUGGAGCCUGGAGCCUGGGAAGUGCGUUCUGGUGAGCCUGAACAAGGUGGGCGAGUACUGGUGGAGCGCAGUCCUGGAGGGCGAGGAGCACAUCGACAUUGACAAGAUCAAUAAGGAGCGAUCUAUGGCCACGGUGGACGAGGAGGAGCACGCUGUGCUGGACAGGCUCACCUUUGACUACCACCAGAAGCUGCAGGGCAAGCCACAGAGCCAUGAGCUGAAAGUCCAUGAGAUGCUGAAGAAGGGGUGGGAUGCAGAAGGCUCCCCCUUCCGAGGCCAGCGGUUCGACCCAGCCAUGUUCAACAUCUCCCCGGGCGCCGUGCAGUUUUAGCGCCCGGAGGCGAGGAUGCGCCCCGGCGCCCUCCUGCCAGGGACUCACCGUCGGGUUUGCCCUUGCCAGCCUUUCUCUCAAGGGUGAACCCGCGGCCCCCGGCCCUGCAUCUCCAGACUGUUCCGGAGCAACGUGGGGCGAGCGGGCCGCUGGAUCCCCGCUCUCUUCUCGCUGCCGUGCGCACUCUGCUUGCUUUCCCCAUGCUUGGGCAGGGUGGGGGCGGGGGCCCGAGCCUGACCUGCCCCUGGGCACGCGUGUGCAGUCUCGCUUGGCCUUUGUGUGCACCCGCUGCCUGCUCAGCCCCGUUGAGGAGCAGAGAGUGGGGCCGUGGGGACGCAGGCCCCAGGUGCAGCAGGAGCUGUCCUCUGACGUCCUCCUGUGGGACCCAGUCCCUGUGAGAGAGCCGACGGGGUGCCCUCGAGACCGCAGCGCGCAGCCCUUCUGCCGCUGCCAAGCCCGGGGCGCUGUGCUGCCACCCCUGCUCAGCCAGCCCCCUGGCCAGCGCCAUGGGCUCUGCCCUCAGAGCUGGGGAGGACUCCUUCUGGGGGUGGUCCUUCCGGACACCCCCCUUCCUUCACUUGAGUAGGUGGGAGCUGGCAUGUCACAGUCACGUGGGGGGGUUUCUGGCCCAAGGUGGCCAGAAAGUGAGUGGGGAGCCCCCGAAUCUCUCCUGAUCGGUCCCUGGGAGGCAUCAGGUGGCUCUGAUGCCAUCGAGGGCAUUGCCAAGGGGGCCCCGAGGCGGGUCCUGGAGCUGCUGAGACCCUUCUUUCGGCUCCCCGGAUUUGCACGCCUGUGUGCUGACGUGUGCGUGUAGGAACUGUGGGCGAGGGUGUGACGGGGUGGGGCAUGCGCCUUCACUGGCCCCUUGGGAGAUGGGGGAGCUGUGGACUCCGUGGUCACUUGUCUUCCUUUGCCCGACUUUGUUUUCAGUGUUGCGUUUCUGCCUGCCCUGCCUGCUGUGACCGCAUCCCACCCUUGUCUGGGAGCGGCUGGCAGGCUGAGGCGCCCAUGCACGCCGCUGACGGUGGGCCACCCCUGCCUUCCACUGGGCCCCGUCUGCCCCUCGCUGCUGGCCUGGGCCCUGGGGCCGGUGCAGCCUGCGUGUUUUCUCUCUUUAGACAUGGCAGCCGUGGACCGGCCACUGAGCUCCGUCAGCUGAGGUCAGAGGAACGUGGGGUGCCCGCCUGCGAAGUCCCCCUUCUUCAGUGUCCGUUUGCAAUAAAUCUGUAUUUAAACUCUU